Fulvia fulva is the source of this 399-nucleotide messenger RNA. RefSeq lists its product as uncharacterized. NCBI's taxonomy places the organism in Eukaryota, Fungi, Ascomycota, Dothideomycetes, Mycosphaerellales, Mycosphaerellaceae. The record is from RefSeq and is a predicted model, not a curated record. The coding region runs from base 1 to 399 and encodes 132 amino acids. The transcript has a single exon.
AUGAAUGCUGCUAUGAUCGCACCAGCAGCGGCCGUGGCUACGCUGAUACCGGCCACAACCUUGGGCCUCAGUGCAUGGCCGCUGGAGGCAACAGUUGCGUUGCCACUGCUAGAAAAUGCGUCCGUGGAGACCACACCAGAUUCUGUACUAGAUGUGAUCCCAGUAUGGCUCGUCGAGGGCAACAGAACGAUCCUGGUACUGGUGGACGACAGAGUGAGGCUCGUCGUAGCAUUGCUCGAAGAGACUGCCGCAGUCGGGGUGCUCGAGACAGUUGGAGGUGGGCUGCUGGAUUCGCUGCUUGCGCCUGAUGCCUGGCCUGUCCCGGGCGGGUCAGGAUUCAGAGCAGGAUCCGGGAAUGUUGGUGAUGGAGAGAUCGAAGCACUCGCCGCUCCAGUCUGA